CCUCGCCCUUUGCCGAGCGAGAGAGCGCGCGGGCGUGCGGGCGGGCGUGCGGGCGGGCGGGGUAUCUCGCUCACAUAUUGAUACAGUUAAACCACGCCUGUGCCUAAGCCCCACCAGCGCCUUGCACAGCGCACACUUGCACACACACUCACUCUUACAACAUUCGUGCGCCGUACGGAGUGAGGAUCGUGGAGUGGCAGCUUUGUGGAUUCAGCACCCCGCGGGCAGUGGACAGCGCCCGGCCGUGCCCUGCAAUGCCCGCGACGGCAGCAUGAGGCGGAGGAAGUGGAGAGCGGAGCUGCCGCGCCCGGAGCGCGCCGAGCAGAGGCCCGAGACGCCGCCGCGCUCCUCCAACGCCCCGGAGGGACCCGGGGGCGCGCUGGACGGCCAGCGCAGUGUGGGCAGCGGCAGCUCGUCGCUGCUCUCCGACUCUGUGCCCGGAUUCUCGUGCGGAACCGGCGAGGAGGAGGAGGAGGUGGUGGAGGAGGUGGAGGAGGAGGCCCCCGAGCAGCCGGGGCUGGCGGCACCGGAGCGCGGCGACGGGGACGCGGGGAGCCGCGGAGCGCCGGAGCCCGUGCCCAGGUGCGAGCCGGUGCCGGGGAACGGCACCCGGGGGCGGACCUCGGCUGGCGUCGCGAAGAGGAGCCGCGCUCCGCAGUCGCUCGGUGGCACUCUGGGCCGCGGGUCUCCGCGAUCCGAUCUUUACAACAACGAUGACGACGAUGACGACGACGACGACGAGGAGGUGGUGGAUGCAGAGGAGUCGAUGGAGGAACGCAAGAGCGUGAUCAUGCACCUGCUCUCCCAAGUCAAGCUGGGCAUGGACCUCACCAAGGUGGCGCUGCCUACAUUCAUCCUGGAGCGGCGCUCGCUGCUCGAGAUGUACGCAGACUUCUUCGCUCACCCCGACCUCUUCGUGAGGAUAGCGGAGGAGCCGGAGGCGCGGGGGCGCAUGGUGGCCGUGGUCCGCUGGUUCCUGUCGGCGUUCCACGCGGGCCGCUGCGGCUCCAUCGCCAAGAAGCCGUACAACCCGGUGCUGGGCGAGACGUUCCGCUGCUGCUGGGAGCUGCCGCGCUCGCCCGCUGGCAGCAGCAGCAGCCCCGUCGUCGUUCCGGACGGCCCCGUCCCCUGGGCCACACGUGACCAGGUGGCGUACGUCGCAGAGCAGGUGUCGCACCACCCGCCAAUCUCCGCCUUCUACGCCGAGUGCUACAGCCGGAGGAUUCAGUUCAUGGCUCACAUCUGGACCAAGUCCAAGUUUCUGGGGGUGUCCGUGGGAGUGCAGAACAUUGGCCGAGGCUACGGUCAAGAAGAGUGGGCCAAGAACGAGCCGUGGCCACGCGCUGAGAGCUGCUGUCGUGUCGCAGGCUGCGUGUCUCUGCUCCGCCAGGAGGAGGACUACAUCCUCACCUUCCCCAGCGGAUACGGUCGGUCCAUCCUGACGGUGCCGUGGGUGGAGCUGGGGGGCGAGUGCUCCGUGCGCUGUGCGCGCUCGGGCUUCCAGGCCAGCGUCACCUUCCACACGAAGCCCUUCUACGGGGGCCGGCGUCACCGCGUGACCGCCGACAUCUAUGAACCCAAGGAGAAGAAGCCCUUCUGCUCGAUAGAAGGGGAGUGGAACGGGGUGCUGUUCACGAAAGAGACAAACGUGCCCCACGGCGGCGGCGCGCUCUUCAUGGACACGCGGAGCCUCCCGACGACGAAGAAGAAAGUGCGCCGGGUGGAGGAGCAGCAGGGGAACGAAUCGCGACGGCUGUGGAGGGAGGUGACGCGGAGCCUGCGGGCGCGCGACCUGGAGGCGGCCACGCAGGCCAAGCACCGCGUGGAGGAGCGGCAGCGAGCAGAGGCGCGCGAGCGAGCGGCGAGCGGCGCCCCCUGGGAGACGCGGCUCUUCCAGAAGCACGGGGAGCACUGGGAGUACGCGAGCCCCCUCGCCAAGCGCCUGGAGGCCACGGGGCAGCCGUGACCUCGCGGGGUCCCUGCACGGCCCUGGGGGAGGGGGCGGCGGCGGUGACGGCCCGACACCGGGUAGCUCAACGCGUGGGCGAGGCGGCGCACUCCGUCAACCUUCCUCUGGUGCUCGUUUCCUGUGGGCCCUUCCCCCGCGUUAACGUUGGGCCUGUCACUCGGGUUGACACCCGCGAGGUACACGACAAAAACCACCAGGGCAUAUCAAUGGGAAGGAGAUGUCACAGUGCCGGAGGAGGGGAGAACUCCGUGUGAGUGCGGCGUCUUGACGACUGGUGCGUUAUUCCACAACUGGCAAAAACUGGAACUUUUUUCGUCCGAGCGAAGACUCGCGUAUUUCCCAGGUUGGCUACCUCAAAAAGAAGACAAUCCUGGGAUCGAGGUAGCCGUCCUGGGAAAAACCCAGGGAUGGGUGGCAACCCUAUUCGUUCCAGCGUUGAGAGGCUCCGAGGCACCGGGUAGGAGUCGUCGCUCGAUCCGAGGGACCAGGAACCAGGCACCGCCUCUCGCGGCUCCCUCGCUCCGGCCGUGGCUGAAAGUGCUGCCGGCGCAGCCUCGCCACGCCGUGUGGAGACCACCGGCGGUGGAGCAGAUGCGGCUGCCACCUCGGGGACGGUUGUGAUUUACGAGCCGCUCCCUUCCUCGCUUGGUCGCUCUCCUCGCGCCGCCAAACCUCGCGGGGAAAGUGACCGUUGGCGGAGACGGGGCCGCAAGGGCGUCUCACCCCUCCGCCCGCCCGCCCACCCGCCCCCCACACGGCACCCCCAGCCGGCACGCGUGUUUGCCGUGGUCUUUGCUCCCGCGUCAAAUCGCCAGCCCUCCUCGCGACGCCGGCUGCACGUCCCCACGGCUGGGCCUAAGGUCGAGUUCAGUAGUCGUCAACUCAGGUUACUUGUGGCUCCACAACGGUCGAGCAAUUUCACAUCGACAAAUCUUCACUCGCGUCCAGGAGACAUGGAAAAGUCUUGCCGGGUGUGAUGCCACCGAUUUAUGCAUCACAUAGAAUAACCAAUAAGUCACGUCGAAUUGUGAGACUCCCAACCUAGGAGAUAACAGGAUCGCAAGUGGGUUGUGAACCCAUCAUCUGUGCGAGUCUCUUAAGCAAGUGCAAUCUCUACAGUCACAUUCAUUCCACACGAGACGCUGCUGUGAAUGGGAUUGACCGAGCAAGUCAGAUGGCAAAAUAAAACAAGUCAUCCGCUGCUCAUGUGCAGUUGCGCAAGGGUGCCUAAGUCUUCGAUCCCGUGAUGAGAAUGCAAUCUCGCCGCAAAGACUGGGACAACGUUAGUGCACGUGAAGAACAGGGUCAUUCCCCAGCCACUACACAAUGGUUACACAAUAUCGCACUGACAUAGCUUUGAGAAUUACUAGAAUUGUUUACUUGACAAAUGUAUUAAAUACAUUAUUUGGUGACGCAAUAAUAGACCCUCGUCUGUAUGUAAAAAAAAAAGUCAUUCCUGCUCUAUUUAGUGUGUAAGUUGUAUGCGGUCUCAAAAUACUUGCAGAACUGACGAGAUGAUCAAACACGGGCAGAGCGAGCCCACGAGUAGCACAGUGGUAGAGCAAGCGGCUCACAAAUGGGGAGAGGUUCCGAGUUCAACUCCUGGCUGGGGGUUGUGGCUCAAGCCAUCAUCCCCUUAGGGUCACGAAAAUGAGUCCCCCAGUGUUGUGGUAAAGCUACAUCUUAGACUGGUUACUGCGUAUCGAGGUGUACGUGGGAGAAUCGAUGGACUCCGUAAUGAGUCGACAAAACCCUUGAAGCCACCAGAGGCGCUAAAACCACCACAGUGUUUUGAGAAGAAUGGAUUUUGGCGACCGGAGAAUUGAAAACGCUGAAAUAGCGAGUGCCGGGAAUCGUUUCGGGCUUGCCAAUCGGCACAAAGUGUUGGCAAUAAUCCAAGGAGAGUGGCCCCGUGUGUGCGCUGCGCGGGAGACGGGGAGAGGUGCAGAGGAGCCCUCGUAACGCCGCUGCACUCGGGUUGCCACCUCCGAGAAACAAACAAAUCCGGGACGCGUCGUGCCGAGAAACGUCAUCUCGCCAGUCCAGAAGAGAGGACCGCAUGCAAAUGCCUUGCCUUGAGGAGUGGUGAAAUGUUGCACAGGCAACAAACUGGGAAUUGUUGUAGGUCCUGGCAAGACGUCGUAGACGGAUGUUUUCAGGGCCGUUACUUCAAAUAAGUAAAGACUUCUGGGAAAACUACGGCGGGCGGCAACUCCACCCACCACACGAGCAACUUCAGGCCCAGGGGCCCAACGCAGUCCACGUUCCCGUGUUGGAGAUUCACCACAUGCACGGGUGCAGGCCAUUUGUUCAGUCCACUGCUGGACGAGGGCCUUCUCGCACCGUGCAGAGAGCGCCAAUUGACCACACUUCACCACUGUGGUCAGCCCGAGCUGGUGCGGGGAACAUUGCAUCGGGGUUUUCUGUGCUGCCCCCUGCUGCCCACGCGCGUGCGCGGGUCUGAUGGUGGUGGAGGGCAUCCGUGGAAGGGCCCUCCCGGCCACUGUUCUUCACCAAUUCCCAGAGGGAGGAGGGGGGGCAUAUUCGCCGAUAAGACAUCGGUGUGCGAUGGCCACCGCACAUUUGAAACCAUUGGGGUUUGACGGCACGAUGGAGCGUUUCACUUUGUGUGUUGUCGGGGGCCGCACACGAGCGAGGGGCCGCACUGAAGGUCACCGUUGGCCCCGCGGGCCUUGCGAUGAGGACCACUGCCCCAGGCUCUACCCUGCGUGGCUACCAAGGGCCGGACGAUUAAGUCCCAUGGCAAUAGAACUCGCACGCGGGUAUUGGGCAAAGCUAGCUGGACACACAGGGUCACUGCACCUUCCCCUGGUGGUUGGCGUUAGGGUGUGUAAUGUAAUCUAAACUCAAAAUGCUAUUCCGAUUAAAGUUGUCAAUCAUUGUCUAUCACCUGCCAUGACUCUUUCCCACGGGCCUGCGAUGGAUUACUCCACGGAGUGUUCCACCGCAGGAGCGUGGGAACUUGUAACGGUUUGGCGAAGCCUUCAUCCAGCAGCGGCUCGACCAGGGCCGAUGUUGAUGCGAUGGAAACUCAAAAUGCCGACACGUUUGGCACGAUUUCAAGCACGAGAAAAGCCUACACACAACACCUGUGCCACUUCAGCGGUGCAGUGAUGGCUGUGGGCACAAUCGGAGUGAACAAAUGAGGUGCGCGGACGCACGCGAGGGCUUUGAUACGCGAGUUGUGUGGAGUCCAGUGGCCCGAGGCUAAGCCGUGUUGACACGAAUACUCGCCCGCCCCGAGGACUGUCUGUAGGCGAUGCUACAGUCACACGGCGAAUGUUUUAUGCUGUAACAAUGUGUUUGUAAGGCGCUAUAUUAAUAUUACACGUAUUCUAAUUAAGCACUUACAUUUUACACGCCGUGUAUCACUCGUCCCUUAGCCAAUCCAUUUAAUUACUUAUUGCGGUGUUCAUGGGAACUAACAAUUGACGACUAUACUGCCUGGAGUAAGGCAACUAUAGGAUGGCAUUCUUACUCCAUUCGGAGUUAGGGUUGGGGUCAGAAAUGUGGUCAGGGUUGUGAUUCAACAUCACUGCUCCACUAGACGGCAGACAGAGCCCAUUCGCAGAUAGUUUGUCAAAUGUUGUGAAUAGUCAAAUAUUCCAUCACGGUUUUUUCUUCAGGAGUUAUAAUUGCAUACCGGUCGCCUGUUUUUGAAAAGUGAUUUUUUUUCCUUUUCAUUAAA
Messenger RNA from Lethenteron reissneri (Far Eastern brook lamprey), 5678 nucleotides. RefSeq names its product oxysterol-binding protein-related protein 9-like. Gene Ontology annotation, molecular function: sterol binding. The record is from RefSeq and is a predicted model, not a curated record. Gene Ontology annotation, cellular component: cytosol; Golgi apparatus; membrane. Lineage: Eukaryota; Metazoa; Chordata; Hyperoartia; Petromyzontiformes; Petromyzontidae.